This is a messenger RNA of Stomoxys calcitrans (stable fly), 1424 nucleotides long. Its product is annotated as farnesyl pyrophosphate synthase. The record is from RefSeq and is a predicted model, not a curated record. The transcript is spliced from 6 exons. Gene Ontology annotation, cellular component: cytoplasm. NCBI's taxonomy places the organism in Eukaryota, Metazoa, Arthropoda, Insecta, Diptera, Muscidae. Gene Ontology annotation, biological process: trans, trans-farnesyl diphosphate biosynthetic process. Bases 267 to 1343 code for a protein of 358 amino acids. Gene Ontology annotation, molecular function: dimethylallyltranstransferase activity; (2E,6E)-farnesyl diphosphate synthase activity.
UUGCACUUUUUUGACCAGUGUGACUUUAAAAGUUUUUUAUAGUCACACUUUGUAAUUAUGCAUCCACAUAUGCUCUCCAAUGUGCAUUGUACAUAUGUAUAUUUAAAAUCAUGGCGAAACAAUUAAAGGUGGUCUCAUUUGUACAACAACCACAAAUUAUAUGGUGCAAUCCGCCAUCUUGUCAUCAAGCUGAUCGGCGUUUUGCCUACACACACAAAGAAAUUUGUGUGCGUGUGUGUAUACGUUUGUGUACAUAAGCAGAGAAUAUGGGAGAAAGAAGAACGUUAUCAACAAUUCAUAAGGAUUUCAAGCCCGAUGUUUUUGCUGAAGAAAGUCGUCAAUUAAUGGCCAUAUUUCCAGAAAUUCAGCGCAAUGUAGCUGAAAUCACAGAUGCCAUCGACCCAGUUACCACCUCCUCGUGGAUAACGCGCUCUUUAGAGUAUAAUGUUCCCCAUGGCAACAAAUAUCGAGGAAUACUAACUGUACAGGCAUAUAAAAGCCUUGUAGCAUCACAAAAUGUCACUCCAGAAAUGAUCAAAUUAUCCUAUAUUCUUGGAUGGUGUGUUGAAAUGCUCAAUUCAUUCUUUCUAAUUUACGAUGAUCUCAUGGAUGGUAGCCUCAAGCGUCGUAGUCGCAUCUGCUGGCACAAUUUACAGGAUGUCGGUGUUACAGCUGUCAAUGAUGUUAUACUUUUAGAGAACAUGACUUAUGCCUUGCUCAAAAAGUAUUUCCAUAAAUCGCAGGGAUAUGUGAAAAUAAUGGAAUUGUUUCAUGAGACAAUAUACAUUACAGCAUGUGGGCAAUGUAUGGAUGUGUUGAAUGGUCGCAAAAGUAUUAUGGAGCUCACAGCUGAAAAAUAUCGAGUAAUGACCCAUAAUAAGACAGCAUUUCAUACUUUCUAUUUUCCCGUAGCCGUGGCUAUGCAACUGGCAGGUGUAAAGGAUCAGCAAUACUUUAAGCAAGCACAUGACAUUGCUAUGGAAUUUGGUUAUUAUUUUCAAGUUCAAAAUGAUUACUUGGAUUGUUAUGGUAAACCUGAAAAAUCUGGAAAAAUCGGAACCGAUAUUGAAAAUAAUAAACUUUCUUGGUUGGCUUUGGAAUGCCUACGGCUUGCCAACGAUGACCAAAAACAAAUCAUGAAGGAAUGUUAUGGCAAAAAUGAUCCUCAAAUGGUGGAACGUGUUAAACAACUAUACAAGGACCUAAAGCUAACAACACUAUAUGUUGCAUAUGAAGAAGAAACCUACGCAAGGAUUAAAACUCUCAUAGAGAAGUUAUCAAGUUGUCCAUUUUAUGAGAUAUAUUUACAAAUGCUAAACAAAAUUCAUCGACGUGAGCGGUGAAAAGGAGUCAAUAGUUUAAACAAAAUAAAUGCAAAUGAAUGAGCAGAUGAAUAAUUGAUCAUAUUUAUUCUGUGCAAAAUC